AUGUAAACCGAAAACAGAAAACCCGUCAUAGAUAUUUUCACUUCAGUUUCAGAAUUCGUAAAAAAAGUGUUGAUACUACCAGGAUUGCCACCAGGAUGUUUUAACUACUUCGUGAGUCUCGAGUAGUAAGGCAGCUCAAUUUUCAGAUCGGAAGUGGACACAAGCCUUGUGAUCACAAUGUUUUCGUUCUUCAAAAGUGUUGUGAUCGGCUCUCCUGAAACAAACACCAACACCAGGACGGAUACCAGUUACACCAGGCAGGACACCAGUGACACUAGUGCGAAAACCAGAUGGUUUCAACGACUUAGUGAGGAUGAAGUAAAACCGGACAUUUUAUGGAUAAUUUGUUCCAUGUUCAAAAUGAAGACGGUCCAGGAUGUUAAGUCUGACAUAGCUUCAGAACUUGAUGAAGAUAGAAAUAACAUCGACAUUGUCGAUAAUGACAGGGUAAUAGAAGGGUCACGCCUCGUCCAAGACCUGUCGCGCCCCCUACAGGUGGUGGUACACAACGCUAAUAGGACACUUCCCCGACGUCUUCAAACGAAUAAAAAAGACAUGAUGAAUGAUUGGGAAGAGGAACCAAGAUGUUUGAUGUCAUGUGGACAUGCUAUUACACCGGACAAUCUAUACGACUACUGUUGGGCAGAACUUACCAACAAGCUUGCCAUCACUUUCCACUGUUUUGCUCAAGUGGGUGAAAGACAGACGGAAAGUUGUAAUGCAGUGUGGGGGUUCCAGGAAGUAGUUGACGGCGCAUGCUUGUCUGUAGAUGAGCGGGCUCUGUUUGAGUCCCGUAUCAAUCGAAACUUCGUGUAUCAGUCCGAGGGUAUCCAAGAAUGUCCAAACUGUCGUGUUACCUGUGCACGACAAAGCUCGGAAAACCCGCGUGUGCUGUGUGUCUUCUGUAAAAGAGCAGGCAAAGCUCAGUACGAAUUCUGUUGGUUUUGUCUGUUGCCAUGGAAUCAUAAUCACAGCUGCAGCAAGGACGUGGUACGGCAGAUUCUAACGACAUGCCCAAAGAAAGACAUUGUUAAAGUUCCCGGAUGUCCAGCUAUACGCGCAUGUCCAAAAUGUCAGCUUCUUAUUGAGCAUAAGGAGGCAUGUAAACAGAUGAACUGUCGUGGAUGUCAGACCGCAUUCUGCUUCAUCUGUCUCAAUGUAAAAGGAUCAAGUGGUUUUACUUGUGGUUCGUACGACAGCGCGUGCAGUGUCGCUCCAAUACAGACAAUCAAUUAAACAUUUGUAGUGAAAUACUAGUACGUUGUUCAUUGGUAAUUGUGGUAGCACAUUACAUGUAUGCUUUAGAUAACAAAACAUAACAUUCCUUGGUGUAUCAAACGGUGCACUAUUUUAAUCAUACACUAAGAGACUAAUUCAAGUCCUUUAACAAAGUAAAUUAUAUGUAGACCUGACUAAAAUUAUUGUACAGUACAUAUACAAUUAUAUUCCAUUCUAUUUUAAGUGCCUCACACACGAGUGCCGGGCAGUUAUUGUUAUCUGUGCGACGGAAGUGAUGGAGUGCGCAAGUGUAAAAAUUAUGGGUCGAGAUUACUGCUGCUGAUUUUCAAAUAAAGUUUUCAAAUGCCUGGUCCAGCAAUCA
This is a messenger RNA of Pecten maximus, 1600 nucleotides long. RefSeq names its product potential E3 ubiquitin-protein ligase ariadne-2-like. Gene Ontology annotation, molecular function: ubiquitin conjugating enzyme binding; ubiquitin protein ligase activity. The coding region runs from base 178 to 1236 and encodes 352 amino acids. Lineage: Eukaryota; Metazoa; Mollusca; Bivalvia; Pectinida; Pectinidae. Gene Ontology annotation, cellular component: cytoplasm; cytosol; Golgi apparatus. The transcript is spliced from 5 exons. The record is from RefSeq and is a predicted model, not a curated record. Gene Ontology annotation, biological process: regulation of mitochondrion organization; protein polyubiquitination; regulation of apoptotic process.